Molecule: messenger RNA, 1649 nt
Organism: Saimiri boliviensis boliviensis (Bolivian squirrel monkey)
Lineage: Eukaryota; Metazoa; Chordata; Mammalia; Primates; Cebidae
Gene: TNFRSF10A
Product: TNF receptor superfamily member 10a
Biological process (GO): TRAIL-activated apoptotic signaling pathway; positive regulation of apoptotic process
Cellular component (GO): cell surface; plasma membrane
Molecular function (GO): TRAIL binding
Source: RefSeq, a predicted model, not a curated record
UUCGGUUUUAUCAGAGCGCACUGCUUCUUGGAUUGACGCGGUUUGAUUUGAUGCCAUCACCACCAGCUGGAGUAAAGCUGGGCGCUUUCCUGACAGCGACUCCGAAUCUAAAGCUCAGCGAGAGGUUCAGAGGUAGCCGCGGCCACACACAGCAUAGCUAGGGGCCCCUCCGCGUCGAGGAUUGAACAGCGGGGCGGGGGCCGAGGAGCGCUGCCUACCCCAUGAGACAGCCGGGACCCUGCGCCCAGGCUCCCUCGAGGGCCUGGGCAGGGCGCGCCCUAGGACCCAGGCAGGAGCGGGGAGCCAGGCCUGGGCUCCGAGUCUCCCAGACUUUCUUCGUUGUAGCCAUCGUCUGGGUCUUGCUGCAGGCUGUACCUGCCUCAGCUGAAACCAUCAACAAUGAUGAUCAAUUACUUGCCUCAAAGCCACAGAAACAUAGCCCUCUGGGAGACGACGUGUGUCCACCAGAAUCUUAUCAAUCAGAACACGGUGGAAAUUGUAACCAGAACAUAGCUGGUGGAGGCUACACCAAUGAUUCCAUCAACUUAUCUUUUUGCUGCCCAUGCAGAGUUUGUAAAUCAGAUGAAGAAGAGCUAAGUCCCUGCACCGGGACCAGGAACAGAGUGUGUCAGUGCAAGCGAGGCACCUUCCGGGAAGAAGAUUCCACCGAGAUAUGUCGUACAUGCAGAACACGGUGCCCCAGUGGGAAGGUUCCAGUCAGUAAUUGUACGCCAGAGAGUGACAUCAAGUGUGAAGAAAAAUCAGGUACAAAGCCCACUGGGGAAGCCCCAGCUGCGGAGGAGACAGUGACCGCCAGCCUGGGGACUCCUGUCUUUUCCUGUCUUUUCUCAGACAAUGGACUUGUGUUGGAGAUUUCACUUGCGAGUGCUGUGGUUGUGUUCCUUCUGAUUGUGGCCAUACUGCUUAUCUAUUGUUACAUCCGCUCAGGUUGUGGAAGAGACUCCAGGUGCAUGGGCAGAGUCUGUUCCUUCUGCUGGUGUACUCUACGAGGGCCAGAGGCCAAGGACAAUGACCACAAUGAGAUUCUGGACAACGCAGACUCGCUGUCCACUUUCGCUUCUGAGGAGCCAAUGGAAAGCCAGGAGCCAGCAGAUUUGACAGAUGUCAUUGUACAGUCCCCCGGGGAGGCACAGUCUCUGCUGAGACCAGCAGAAGACAAAGGGUCUCAGAGGACAAGGUUGCUGGUUCUACCAAAUGGCGCUGACCCCACUGAGACUCUGAGGCAGUGCUUCCACUACUUUACAGACCACGUGUCCUUUAACUCCUGGGACCAGCUCAUGAGGCUGCUGGGCCUCGCGGAAAAUGAGAUCUGCGUGGCCAGAGCUGAGGCAGCAGGACCAAGUGAUGCCUUGUAUGUAAUGCUGACGAAAUGGGUCAACAAAACUGGGCGGAACGCCUCUAUCCACACCCUGCUGAAUGCUUUGGAGAUGAUGGGAGAGAGACAUGCAAAGGAGAGGAUUGAGGACCUCCUCGUGAACUCUGGAAAGUUCAUCUACCAGGAAGAUGGCACGGGUGCUGCCCAUGUCUCGGAAAAAAGUCUCUUUUUACUAGAGGUUUCCUCUUAGGUGUUAAUACUUAUUAGGUUAUUUAAACGUUUAUUUAAAAUAAAUACUUAGCUCGGUGCAGUG